AUGCGGCAGCGUCCUGGGAACGUCGGACUGCAAGUCUCAGUCGUUUUGUUUGUCCUUUUCUGGGCCUGCCGAGUAUCGGCAACGGGAUGCACGUGCGGCUACCAAGUCGGCGGCGCAACCGACGAAACCUGGCUCUUCACUGAGGCCAUCGAAACGGAUUUUACAAGGCUGAAAACCAUCGCUGCUGCCAAGGACUGGCAGCGUCAAGAGUUCAAUGUAUCUGCAGAAGCUGGGCGCGGCAAAUACUCCAAAUUCUUCACGCCGAAAAAUGUCGCUCUUGGCGUGGCAAACAAGGGCGACUCGGGGAAACAGGCGGGCGUGGAGCUGUCCGUUGGUGCCACAAUCGUCGACGGUGCGGUUCCUGUUGCGGAGAUGGAUACUGCUCGUCACGAUCUCCAAUGGGGCUCUUUUAGAGCAGGCAUAAAGAUGACGUCUAUAAGUGGCACAUGUGCAGCCUUCUUCUGGUAUUUCAACGACACGCAGGAGAUUGACAUGGAAUUCCUGUCUAUGGGAUAUCAUCGGGAGAACAGCACAUACCCUGUCAAUCUUGUGAUACAGUCCAGUGACUCGGCUGCCAGAGGCUAUGAUGCUAGCGGCACUCCGACAUACAAGACUGUAGACCUCGGCUUCGAUCCUUCAGCGGACUUUCACGAAUACCGCUUCGACUACUUGCCAGGUAAAGUAUAUUUUUAUGCAGACAGCAAGUUAUUGGCACAGAUGGAGGGCGCGCAGAUGCCUGACAGCGCCGGGCAUCUUAUUCUCCAACACUGGAGCAACGGCAACGCAAAGUGGUCGGGAGGGCCGCCGAAAGAGGACGCUGCCAUAGUUGUCAGCUACGUCAAGGCAUACUUCAACUCGUCAGACGCCAUGAGAGAGAGUGCUUGGAAGACUGGCUGCAAUUCGUCGCGAGUUGACGCGUGUUUGGUCCUCAACGGGACCUCCGAGAAUGCGACGGAUGGUGGGCAGUUUCUCAACCCAAAUCACACGCAGGAAAAUGGCGAUGAAGGUUUGACGGCUGCCAGAAUGCCCAAAUUGCCUAGCCUAGGCUCUGUACUAGUGCUGUUGAUGUGGCUGGACUUGCUAUGGGGUGAUUAA
Molecule: messenger RNA, 1095 nt
Organism: Cordyceps militaris CM01
Lineage: Eukaryota; Fungi; Ascomycota; Sordariomycetes; Hypocreales; Cordycipitaceae
Product: Concanavalin A-like lectin/glucanase
Exons: 2
Coding region: 1-1095 (364 amino acids)
Biological process (GO): carbohydrate metabolic process
Molecular function (GO): hydrolase activity, hydrolyzing O-glycosyl compounds
Source: RefSeq, a predicted model, not a curated record